Westerdykella ornata is the source of this 696-nucleotide messenger RNA. RefSeq names its product riboflavin kinase. Gene Ontology annotation, molecular function: riboflavin kinase activity. Gene Ontology annotation, cellular component: mitochondrion. The record is from RefSeq and is a predicted model, not a curated record. The coding region runs from base 1 to 696 and encodes 231 amino acids. NCBI's taxonomy places the organism in Eukaryota, Fungi, Ascomycota, Dothideomycetes, Pleosporales, Sporormiaceae. The transcript has 3 exons. Gene Ontology annotation, biological process: riboflavin biosynthetic process; FMN biosynthetic process.
AUGCCCCUCCGCCCCUCCCACCCCCGCGACCCCAUCGCCGGACCGCCCACCCCAUCCUCCCCCUACCCCCUCCGCCUCCGCGGCCCCGUAAUAAAAGGCUUCGGCCGCGGCAGCAAAGAGCUCGGCAUCCCGACCGCCAACAUCCCUAUCGAAGGGCUCUCGAUAAACGGGUAUACGAACCUGGAGAGCGGGAUCUACUACGGGUGGGCGAGUCUGGACUACAGUACGAUUGAGAAGGAAGAGGAGAAGAAGAGUUCGAACCACGCAGUCGCGGAUCUAGAGUCCUCGACCGCGAGUCCCGAGGACGACGAGUUGAUUUUUAAGACGGAGAGCGGGACGGUGGUGUAUCCGACUGUGUUAUCGAUAGGAUACAACCCCUACUACUCAAACCAACACCGCAGCAUCGAGCUGCACCUCCUGGCCCGCUUCCCCCGCGACUUCUACGGCGCCACCCUCUCGCUCCUGAUCCUCGGCUACAUACGCCCAGAGUACGACUACGUCUCCAUGGAGGCCCUCGUCGACGACAUUCGCGAGGACAUUCGCGUGGCGCGGCGCAGUCUGAAUCGCGAGGCGUAUCUGAGGUAUCGGGGGGAGGACUGGUUGGAGGGGAAGGGUGGGGAUGGGGAGGCGCAUAAGAGGAGUUUGCAAGGGGUGGGGCAAAAGGAUGCCGUGGGGAUCAGUCAGAUGGACCCGUAG